AUGGCAAUUUCUUGUACCCUUGCAUACUUAUCUAUUUUCACUGUGAUGAACAGCGUUCAACUGGACUGGGUCGCAUGCAUACUGUUGGAAUUUCACAUAUACAAGCUAGCUGAAUAUGAUAAUUGCACAAAAGACCCUGGAGAAGUAUUAAAUAGCUCAGGUCCAGGAGUAAUUGUGCCUCUAGGCACAAGUGGUUCUUUCUAUUUCUACUGCACCGUUGAUGACCACUGUGGAAGUGGCCAGAAGUUCGCUAUCAACGCUCUAACUAAUGGCUCUGAACCUCCUAGUCCUAGCUCUGCUUCCUCUUUCGCUAUUGGUGCCUUUGUUGCAGCAGUUGUCUCCACUAUAGUGAUAACGGUCUUGAUUUACGACUAA
Quercus robur (English oak) is the source of this 375-nucleotide messenger RNA. RefSeq names its product blue copper protein-like. The transcript has a single exon. The record is from RefSeq and is a predicted model, not a curated record. Gene Ontology annotation, molecular function: electron transfer activity. Bases 1 to 375 code for a protein of 124 amino acids. NCBI's taxonomy places the organism in Eukaryota, Viridiplantae, Streptophyta, Magnoliopsida, Fagales, Fagaceae.